AAAGGGGGGGGAGAAAGACGCUUGGCCGCCGCUGCGCCUGUUGUACUGUGCUGUGCUGUGCUGCGCGCGAAGCCAGACGAGGAGGCGGGCUGUGGUGCCUGGUGCUCUCCCGCCGCGGCUGCCCUUCUCCCUCUUACUGUCCCUCCGGCAACAUGGCAGGGCUGAGCAGCAGCAUCUCGAGCUUCGGACGGUGCAGCCAUGCCGUGGUGCGGGCUCUGCCAGAGUCCUUGUGCCAGCAGGCGCUGAGGCGAGAGAAGGGUAAGGAGGUGGACUUCGCGCGCGCCGAGCGGGAGUACCAGCUCCUGGUCGGCGUGCUGAAGACCAAGCUCGGGCUGCAGGUGCUGGAGCUGCCCGCCGACGAGAGCCUGCCGGACUGUGUCUUUGUGGAAGACGUGGCCGUCGUGUGCGAGGAGACAGCUCUCCUCACGCGCCCGGGGGCGCCCAGCAGAAGGAAAGAGGUUGAUGCAAUGAAGAGAGCACUUGAAAGCCUUAACCUGAAUAUUGUAGAGAUGACAGAUGAAAAUGCAACCUUAGAUGGAGGAGAUGUUUUAUUUACAGGAAGGGAAUUUUUUGUGGGUCUUUCCAAUCGGACCAAUCGUCGUGGUGCAGAAAUUCUGGCAGACACCUUUAAGGAUUAUGCCGUCUCAACAGUCCCCGUUUUUGGUGCUUUGCAUCUGAAGAGUUUUUGUAGCAUGGCUGGGCCAAACCUCAUUGCUAUUGGUUCAAGUGAAGCUGCACAGAAAGCCCUCAAGACUAUGCAGCAGAUGAGUGAUCACCGCUAUGACAAGCUUACUGUUCCUGAUGAUAGUGCAGCAAACUGUGUAUAUUUAAACAUUCCUGGCAAAGGCCAUAUUUUGUUGCACCGAGCCCCUGAGGAGUAUCCAGAAAGUGCAAAGGUCUUUGAAAAACUGAAGGACCACAUGCUGAUCCCUAUAGCCUGUACAGAGCUAGAAAAAAUAGAUGGAUCACUCACUUGUACUUCUGUUCUUAUUAACAAAACUUCAGAAUUAUGAAUUUAGAGACUCCCUCCUUUGUAACUGGCAAUAAUAAUGUACGAGCAAGAUAGAUGAAUCUGUAUCCACUUUUAUUGGUUUUGUUGACAAUCUACUGUGCCACUGUGCUACUAACCUUUGUUUACAAUGGUGCCCCUUCAGAUGGUAAUUAAGGUGUACAUAUGGUUUUUUCCUAAUGUAAAAGGACUCUGCAGCAUGUUUGGCUGGCCUAACAGAAGACCGUUAUAAUGUUUAAUGGUUUAUAUAAUUGCUGUGAAACUGAACUAGGAACUAGAGCUAGGGGCACUUCUAGCAUUACUUUUGAUUGAUCCAAAUAUUAAGCCCCGUGUCAAGUAUCACUUUGCAGUGGUUAGGUGCAUAUUAAUUUUAUGUAGGCUUCACUCCCAAGACAUGCCUCGAGUUCACGGUUUCCAAAGUGUGAAACAAACAAGUCUCCCUAUGGCCAUAUGACCAGCCUUUAUAGAAUGUGUAAUGUUUUCUUGACCAUCUUAUACAAACCAGAGUUGUACCCAGGAGGACUGUGCUGACCUGCACCCUUGUGCCUAAUAUCCCAGAAUAACACAGGUGCUAGGGCCUAAUAGUAAAGUGCUUAAUUUUCUGCUUCUGCUGCCGAGGAUGACAUCACAGAACACUUCCAUGUGUUCCAUGGUUUCUCCAGUCCUGUCCUGUGGAUGCCCCUAUCCUGUAUGCCCAGUAUUGGUGAGGAAUAAACGCCAACUACAUCUUUUUUCCUUAGUGAAAAAAGACUGUCACAGGAAAAUCUGGAGAUGAUUAGAAGAAUGGCAGGAAAGGACUGCUUAACUCAUUCCUCCGUGGCUGUUAUUCUGCUCAACAAUUGCCACUCAUGGGGGAAUCAUAUGGCCCCCAGUCUGCUUAGGGAAGGAUUUUGAGUGGAAAAUGGUAGCAAGAAAAGGGCUAAGCAACCUUACACCAUUCCUCUGCUCUGAAACAUCAACAAAAAUAGUGCCAUCCCCCAAUUAGUGGAAAUACUGUUGUACUUUUGAGGAUCCUGUCUAUUUAUAACAUAAACGUGAAAGCUACAUUUUCCUUCUCCUCUGUUCUUUUUCCCUUCCUUUGCUUUCCAUAACUGUUCUCUUGCUCUCUUCCAGACAUAGAAGUUAUAGGAAACGUUUCUAAAAAGAAAGAAAUUCAAUAGCAUUAGGAACCUGUGUUUCUGUGUGGAGGUCUGUGUGACCUCCCCUACAGUACCAGCUGCAGUGUAAAACUAACAGUGCUCAUUAUCCCAUAGUAUCAUGUUGCUACUUGUUGGGUUCUGCAUGAGCAGAAUCCUUUGCAAACUGCAGGGGGCACCUGGGGAAAAAGCUGCUGCAGAAGAGGAUUCAAAGGAGAUUUUAUUCUGGUAGUCUUGAAUUACAGCAAGGUUUAAAUCAUUUGUAAGUAUGUACUAGAAGCUGUGACAGUGACCUGUUUGUUUACCUUUUUUAACCACUGCAAAUCCUGAGAACUCACAAUUUAAUUUUCCCCUGAUUAUGUUUUUUUUAAAAAAUAGGGAGUAUAAUAAUGCAAAUCUCAGAAAUAAUGUGGUGACACUCAGAUAACUGGCUUUGCAAAAGUUAUAUUGCCAAAUUAUUAUGCUUUACUUAUGCUUUUGAGGGAAUUUGUUUAUGUUUUAAAAUUUCAUUUGGUCAACUUUGUUAAGAGCUGAUGCUAAACUUCUUGGAAAAGUCUGAGAAUGAAAAAAGUGGGAUGUCAGGUCAAAAUGUUAUUUUUACCAAGGUAUUAGAAAUAAGGAAGAGAGUUAUUUUCCAACAGGUUACCAUGAGUACUUUAUCUAAGCACCACAGUUGCCGUGCCUAGAACAAUGGAUAUCUUAGGCAGGAUUUUUUGUUUUUAAUUGUGUGAAUGUUUACUAUGGAAUUCAAUUGAAAUACUUGUUAUGGCAAAUUCUGCAGCACAUUUAUGGCCUUAGUCAUAUGUUUUUCACCGCACAAAAGAAAAGAAAAUACAAUUGCAUUUUCAUGAAAUCUAUAAAGAAAUCAUAAAGAAUGGAGAGAUUAUGUAACUAAAGUAGGGGCUGGAACUCUCCGAAGGCUCACAUAUAAGUCAGACUGUUUUAGCAACUUCCUGGGAAAUCCUGUCACUUUCUAAAGCUGCUUUUGGCCAGCAGUUUAGUUGCAAUAUCAGGAAGUUCAUAUCGCUACGUAAAUAGGAUAAGAAAUGAAAGCUGAAACUAUUCCAUGUAACCAUAUGAAAAUCUAAGAAGUAAAUGGCUUAUUCUUAAAUGCUUUCUAAUGAAUUAAUCUUUUAUUCCCUUUAAUGAGAAAAUGUUCUCUCUCAAGAAUGGUAGAAAACAUCUUGUUUGCCUGUUAAGUAUUGAUCAUGUUCUGCCAGAGACCUUAACAUAAUUUUACAUAUGGGGAAACAGAAAAACAUCCACAGAAGAGCCAGUGCUGAUUCUUAAUGGAAAGAUUUAAUGUAAUGUGUAUUUAAAUGGGAAAUAAGGGCUGCUUCACCAUAUGAAAGUAUAUUGGUAAGAGGUGUUAACCAUGUAAAAAUUAUAGGGAGCUUCAUAAUGGUAUUUCCUUGCCCAAAAAAAUGGCUGCGUAAACUCAGUCUUAAAUUCUUCAACAAGUCCUCAUCCUUCACCAAAUGAAGGGAAGGAGAAGGGGCACGAAACUACCACUACCUUCUAACACAAACCCCACAGCACAAAAGGAGAGGAGUUCUGCUUUGUUAUUGCUAUAAUUCUUGUUACUACACAGUGCAAAGCCAGUUAUUCUUCUCAAAUGAAGCCAGAAGUUGAACAGCCCUGUGAAAGGUUCAGUAUUUUUGGUGCUUCCUAUCAUCUCUGUUGCCUACCUAGUGUUCAGCUGUUAGUAUAUUUCCAACGUAUACAUGUAUCUUUCCAAAUGAAAUCUGGUGGGUUAUUUAUGUCUGUUUUAUGCUCAUACAUUUUUUAUGAUACCUCAUAUGACUUGUUUGGAACUGCAGUUAGGAAGUGAAGAAUAGGGAAAGCAGCUGGGAAAACCAUAAAAUAUUGCACGAGAAUAGAAACUUUUGUGACAAAUUUUCUGAGAGCCCAAGUAUCUCAUCAGAUGCUCUUCAGUCACAUGUUUUAAUGCAUCUGAUAGUUGUAGUAUUACCAUUUUUCCUGAUUUGAUCAUGACAAUUCAUGAUCAUAUCCUGAAUCAAGAACCAUCUUUCUCAACAACACAGCAAUGUUAUGAUUUUCAUGUAGAGAAGAAAAGAUUCCUUGGACUCUUUCAUUCUGUGAUUUCUCAUGUUUGGCUUGACCCUUCUAUCCAUUCUCCUUUGCACAAUAGAAAUACAUACAUAAACACGUGUAUACUUCAGACUCAAUUUAUAUAGGUCAAUUUCAUAGCGUAGCAAAGUUUCCUGUUGAGGCUUAAAUUUUACAGGGUAUGUAGGAUUGAUGCCAAAACCAGUAAGUUUGAGUCUUAAAUCUCUACAGUUAAUGUGUGGUCAGACAGAGUUGCUGUUUUCUGUGGCCAUCCUAUAUCUGCCAUAAAGUUUAUUUUUAGGCUAAAGAACUGAACAUUGACCUGAACAAGAAAUAGUGGGUUGAACUUCUGUUUGGCCUUGACUCACAGACAGUUAUACAAUCAGCAAAAUUAAGUGGCAAAGCCAUUCAUGUUAUGCAUCAUUUUAGGUUUCAGAAAGGGGACAGCAUGUUUGAAUAGUCUCCUGUAUAAAAUGUAGCAGGUCAAAGAGCAGUGUUCAGCAUAUCUUUCUCCACUGAUAAGGUGUUUUUUUUCUAUGUGCAGAGAAUCUUUUGUUGGAUCAUUCAAAUGUACAAUGUUCCAUGAGCAGCUUGAAGUAGCUAAAUUCAGGAAAAUAUAUUUACCACUUGAUCCCACUGAUGGUAUAAAUUGGCCCUGUAUCUGUUACUGGCAUCUAACCUGGCCCUCUCACAUAACCCAUCUCCAUGCUAAAAUGUCCUGAACAGAUUAAAUGAAAAAGUGGCAAGUCUAACACUAUUGUAGGUGCACUUACCUCGUUCCACUUUUUCCCUGUCAUUGUCCAUUGUGUACUUGGUGGCCUGUAUCCAGUCAAGUAUUUAAGAAAAGCUAAGUGUUUUUAAAUUCUCUUACAAGGAGGCAGUGAUUUCUGAAACCUCUCCUCUCUCACUGCAGCCUCCUGAGUCCCUUUAAAUCUUUCACAGAUGCAGUGUUAUAGAAGUCCCUCCUUCCCAAUAUUUUGUCCUAGGGGCGGUCACUGGCCCUUCAGGAACAGCAUAACGAUGGUCUGCACUAAGAGGGGAGAAUCAGUGGAAAUUGCCACCCCCUCUUGAGAAAAUUUAAGUGCCCUUAAUGUGAUUGUUAUAUAGGCUGGUAUCUUUUGUCCUGAACUUUGGUGGUAGUGAUGUUGGAAAUCCUUGAUAGGCUUCCCUGUUCCAGGCCUUGCUGCCUGGCUUGUUUUGCAUGAUUAUGGGCUGACUAAUGUGAUGCAAUAUGUGGGUUUCCCUGUUGGACAGAACAUGAUCAGUGUCAGCUAAGGUUCCCUUGCUUGUGCCAAUAAAGAGUUUGUAUACAUGUUGUACCUUAGUUUGCUACCCUCGGCAUUUUUCCAGUCCCACCCACACCGCAAACUAUACACUCAGUUAAAUCUUACACAGAUGCAGUGUUAUAGAAGCAUCAUGUGGAUUUUUAAGGACAUAUGCAAUACAACAAUCCCCUUGAGAGGGGCUCAUGUAGAACACCAUGUUCAGCUUGGUACAGAAUGGUAAAAUUUGCUCCCUUUUUUCCUUUCCCUUAUUAAAAACAAACUCUCGUUGGUACACUCUAGCCACUUAAAAUUAAUCUGAGUAACAAUCAAAAAGUCCUCAGGAGUUGGUGCGUAUCCAUAGAGAAUAAGAGAACCUGUUUGAAAGUAGUUUUCAUCUCUUAGUAGCUGUGAACAAAAUAUCAGGAACCUCACAUGAACUCCCAGAAAGCCUGCUGGUGGAUGUCUGAUGAUGUAACUUGUAUAGAGUCACAUAUGAAUCAUGUGCAUUGUACUGCUCUUCGGAACACAAAAUAUUACUACUAAAUCACCACAGUAUUAGACUGUUACCUUUGAAAGAUGCUUACUAUAGUACAGAAUACUGUUCCCCCCCCCUUUUUUUGUGUGUGCGUGCCAAAACGUUAAAGCGUUUCAUAGUCUAACACUGGAAAAGUUAUUCUGGGUUUUCUUUUUGUUUGUUCUGUCUUUUGCAGUUUCAGUACUUUAUGUACACCCAUCACUAUGGAAUAAAAU
Molecule: messenger RNA, 6230 nt
Organism: Eublepharis macularius
Lineage: Eukaryota; Metazoa; Chordata; Lepidosauria; Squamata; Eublepharidae
Gene: DDAH1
Product: dimethylarginine dimethylaminohydrolase 1
Exons: 6
Coding region: 153-1013 (286 amino acids)
Biological process (GO): arginine metabolic process; positive regulation of nitric oxide biosynthetic process
Molecular function (GO): dimethylargininase activity; amino acid binding
Source: RefSeq, a predicted model, not a curated record